AUGACGACCGUGCUGUAUCCUGAAAUUUUAACUCCCGUCCCGCAGGAUGACAGGAGCUGUCGCAGCGACGAUUCCGGCGGCGAGGUCUUCAAGAACAUCCCGAAGAACAGCAGCAUCUUCCGAGUCUGGAAGAUCGAGGGUCUACGCGCGACAGUCGUAAGCAGCAGCAACAUGGGCCUCUUCCUCUCCGAGUCGGCGUACAUCGUCUACGCUGUGUCCGCAAAGGACGGUGCACUUCCUUACCCGGGCAUGCCGAUCAAGGAUCUGAAGGACACCGCGGUGGUGCGCGCGAUCCACUUCUGGAUCGGUGCCAACUGCGACUCGACGGCGUCCGGCGCCGCGGCGCUACGCGCCGCCGAGCUCGACUCGCAGACGUCGGCGAUGAUCCUGACGCGCGAGGCGCAGGGCCGCGAGAGCCCGCGGUUCCUCGCCUACUUCCGGCAGCGGCUGGUCGUGGAGAGCAUGCAUCACGAACCGCCCGACUGCGCCCUGCACCGCGUCUCCGGCGUGGCCGUGCCGAUUCUGACCGAGCUCGAGAGGGUCCACUGGGAACACUUCAGCUGCCGGGACGUCAUCCUGGUAGACGUCCGCGCUAAGGGCGUUAUCUUCCUGUGGCUCGGAUCUCUGUCAGAUCCCCUGCACAAACGCCACGCUGCCAAUCUCCUGGAGUCUCGAAAGGAGAACAACAACGGCCGCGUGGUGGUGGUCGAGGACGGCUAUGAGCAAACCCUGCCGGCGGACGACAGGGAGCUCUUCAGCAGCGUGCUCGACUCCACGGCCAGGGUGGUGGCGCCCGAUCGCCAGCACCGCGUCAACCCUCCGAGCCCCAUCAAGCUGUACAAGUGCAGCGAGCAAUCGGGCAAGUACAAGGUCGCCGAGCUGAAGUCCGGUCCGAUCCUACGCGGCGAUCUCACCUCCGGUUCCGUGUACCUGGUGGACCGGGGCGAGGCCGGCGUCUGGGCCUGGGUGGGCCGCGACGUCAACGCGCGCGAGAGGCUGGAGGCCGUGAGAAACGCGCGGGGUUUCAUCAAGAAGAAGGACUACAGCGACGGCGUGCCGGUGGCAAGGACGACGGAAGGUCACGAACCGGCGGAGAUGAAGGCGCUGUUGAGGGGCUGGGAGCCUUCCAAGACGAGGCCGUUGACUUUGCCGGCGAGUUUCGAGCCCGAUUACAUGAACGAGAGGCCCAGGAUGGCGGCGGAGUGCCAGCUGGUAGACGACGGAUCCGGCGAGCGGACUUUGUGGAGGGUUGAACUGAAGGAAGGUAUGGUCCAGGUGGAGGACGACAGGGGAAUCUAUUACGCGGAAGCCUGCUACGUGAUGCUGUACAAGUACGGACAGGGAAGAAGGUGUCGAAGUAUUGUUUACUGCUGGGAAGGUGUUCAUUCGGUUAAGAUGGAUCGAGAUGCAGCUUUGACUGUGGCUUGUCGCCUAUCUGAAGAGACGAAUGCACAGUUAGUGAAGGCAUCCCAAGGCAGAGAACCGCCUCAUCUCUUGCAGAUUUAUGACGGGAAGCUCAAGAUACUCGCCGGACGCCAUCGUGAUUCACCGCCGAAAAAAUAUCUGGUCAGAGUGUUCGGCUCGACGCCGUACACCUCGAAGGCCGUGGAACGCCCGUUACGGGCGAGCAGCCUGGACUCCAGCGCGGUGUUCAUCCUCUUCACCGGCGUCCCAGUCGUCUGGUGCGGCGGCAAGAGCACCGGCGACGCGAGACAGACGUCGCGACGUCUCGCGCCCAGAAACGCGCCCCUCAUCACCGAGGGUAAAGAGGGCGACGACUUCUGGACCGAGCUCGAAGGAAGAGGCUCCUACAGCACGGAGACCGAAGAGGUCGGCGAGGAACUGGACAAACAUCUGUUCCAAUGCCGCACCGAGAACGGCCUCUUCGUGGGCGAGCAGAUUCUCGGAUUCCGACAGAACUCGCUGAUACCGGAAGCUGUCUGGCUACUGGACGCCGGCAGCGUGAUCUGGGUAUGGAUUGGCAAGUUCUCCAGCCCGAGGACGCUGCAAGAGUGCGUCGAGGACGCCACCAUAUAUCUCUAUACACAUCCGGCAGGUCGAAAUCGCAACACGACUAUUUCCGUGAUCAAACAAGGCUCGGAGCCGGCUACGUUUAUCGGGCUGUUUGACAAUUGGAAUCAUAAUCUGCUGAGAGAUUACAAGCCGUUCGAGACCUUCUGCGCCCUGCUGGAGGACAGAGAACAAUCGACGAGGGCGCAGACGACCUCGAAGGCCGCCACGGACUUCGACAGCUACAUCAAGUACCCGCCGGCGGUGCUGAAGAGCGAGCCGGAGAACCUGCCGGCCGGCGUGGACGUUAGACGCAAAGAGAUGCACCUGACCUACGAUAAUUUCAUCGCGAUCUUCAAAAUGGAACCCGCAGAAUUCGAGAAGCUGCCGACCUGGAAGAGGCAACGCCUCAAGCAGGCCGCUGGACUCUUCUAAUGUGCUCUUUACUU
Wasmannia auropunctata (little fire ant) is the source of this 2459-nucleotide messenger RNA. It is a transcript of the gene qua, whose product is annotated as villin-1. The record is from RefSeq and is a predicted model, not a curated record. Gene Ontology annotation, cellular component: actin cytoskeleton; cytoplasm. The coding region runs from base 1 to 2445 and encodes 814 amino acids. Gene Ontology annotation, molecular function: phosphatidylinositol-4,5-bisphosphate binding; actin filament binding. The transcript is spliced from 9 exons. Gene Ontology annotation, biological process: barbed-end actin filament capping; actin filament severing; cytoskeleton organization. Lineage: Eukaryota; Metazoa; Arthropoda; Insecta; Hymenoptera; Formicidae.